Pistacia vera is the source of this 2705-nucleotide messenger RNA. Its product is annotated as receptor-like protein 56. Bases 207 to 2126 code for a protein of 639 amino acids. The record is from RefSeq and is a predicted model, not a curated record. The transcript has 7 exons. NCBI's taxonomy places the organism in Eukaryota, Viridiplantae, Streptophyta, Magnoliopsida, Sapindales, Anacardiaceae. Gene Ontology annotation, molecular function: protein binding.
GGAGAAGGAAAUUGGUAUUAAAAAUUAAUAAAAAAAACUGGAUCAAUAAUAGAUGUUGACAUUACCUUUACACAGUAUAUGACGGCUUCAGGAGUUUGAAACGACUCAAGUUCUUAGAUCUUGCAUUUAAUUUCUUCGACGCUAGUCUUUUACCAUGCUUGAAUACCCUAACUUCACUUACCACUUUGAAUCUUGGAAGCAAUAGUAUGGGAGAAGGUCUCACACCAGCGAAAAAAGGUUUAGACAAUUUGAAAAACUUGAAAGUAUUGGACCUACAAAAUAAUCAAAUAAGUGGAUCUCUAUCACGCCUAGGUUUAGCAAAUUUGACAAAUUUGAAAACAUUGUAUCUUUUUGAUAAUCUAGUGAGCCAAGGUUUUGCAAAUUUGACAGGUUUGGAGGUAUUGAACCUGGGUUCAAAUGGAAUAAAUGGCUCUCUAUCAAGUUUAGGUUUAGCAAAUUUGACAAAUUUGAAAACAUUGAAACUAGGUUAUAAUCAAAUCAACUAUUCUCUAGCAAGCCAAGGUUUUGCAAAUUUGAAAGGUUUGGAAAUAUUGGACCUGGGUUACAACGGAAUAAAUGGCUCUCUAUCAAGUUCAGGAAUAUGCGAGUUGAAAAAUCUUGUUGAAGUUGAUCUUGGUAAAAAUAAUUUUGAUGGUCAACUCCCUCAAUGUCUCACCAACUUGACGUACCUCAAAGUUCUCGUUCUCUCAUCAAAUCAAUUAAGUGGGUACCUGCCACCUUCUGUUGGUGAUAUGAAAUCCCUUGAAUAUUUGGAUCUUCGAGAAAACAACUUUGAGGGCUCAUUCUCAUUGAGUUCGUUCACUAACCAGUCAAAGCUUGAGGUAUUCUUACUCUCAACUCAAAACAUGUUUCAAGUAGAGACUAAAAACUGGUUCCCUGCAUUUCAAUUGAAGGUCCUCGAGUUAACCAAUUGCAAUUUAUAUGGCAUCCCGAGUUUUCUUCUAUACCAAUAUAACUUAUAUUACAUUGACCUCUCUCAUAACAAGUUGGCUGAAACAUUUCCCACUUGGUUGUUAGUUAAUAACACAAACCUGGUAGAAAUGCAUUUGGCGAACAACUCGUUCUCAGGAAUUCUUGAACUGCCCAACUUCAAACAUGAUUUGGCUAUUCUUGAUAUUUCCCGUAACAAUUUGAGUGGUCAGUUCCCCAAGAAUAUUGGUAAAUUAUUUCCAAUGUUGAAGUUGUUGAACUUGUCACACAACAAUUUUCAUGGGCAAAUAUUUCAUAAACAUAUGAACUUGCCUUUCUUGAAACGCGUGUAUUUGAACAAUAACAACUUUAGUGGAAUGAUUGGAAAGGGACUAUUAAAUUCAAUGGGUUUACUAGUCUUAGAUAUCUCCAACAACAAGAUAUCUGGUCAAAUUCCUUAUUGGAUUGGUGACAUUUUAUCUCUCCGAUUUCUUUUAAUGUCAAAAAAUCUUUUAGAAGGAAAUAUUCCCAUUCAACUGAGCAAUUUGAUACUCCUAUCCAUUUUAGACAUCUCUGAAAAUAAGUUGUCUGGACCAAUAUCAUCUUCCUUUAAUUGCUCUUCUAUCAAAGUAUUGUCCCUACAAAAGAAUGCUUUCACUGGACCAAUUCCAAAUUCAUUGUUCAAAAGCUCUGAGUUAACAAUGCUCAACUUAAGGGAUAACCAAUUUUCAGGAAGUAUACCUACUUGGAUCAACAAGCAUUCAAGUCUACAUGUACUUCUUUUGGCAGGCAAUGACCUACGACAUCAUAUUCCCAAUCAACUAUGUCGACUAAGAAAGCUCACCAUCUUAGAUCUUUCGCAUAAUAGACUUAAUGGAUCAAUACCAUCAUGCUUUACUAGUAUGAUAUCUUGGACAAGAGAAAAUUAUGUUGAUCAUGAUUCCACAAAUGCUUUCAAAGUACUUGAUCUUUCUUCGCUUGUUGGUUAUCCCAAAAAAAUUGCUUUGUACAAUUCCACUUUGUCGUUGAGAUUUGGUGUUCUUGAUUUUUUAUCAUUUAAACAAUUCGAUGUGGAGUUUUUAACAAAGAAUAGGUAUGAUUUUUAUAAGGGUGACAUUCUUAAUUUUAUGACUGGAUUGGAUUUGUCAAACAAUGACUUAACUGGAGAUAUCCCGUCAGAAAUUGGAGACCUUUAAGGAAUCAAGGCACUGAAUCUGUCUAAUAAUUUGUUGUCAAGAUCUAUACCAAAGAGUUUUUCCAACCUUAAAAAUGUUGAGAGCAUGGAUCUUUCCCACAAUAAAUUAAGUGGUGAAAUUCCAUCUGAAUUGAUGGAGCUAUACUUCUUAGGGACCUUCAAUGUCUCAUACAACAACUUGUGUGGCCCAAUCCCUAAUAAUUGGCAGUUUGGGACUUUUGAUGGAAGCUCAUAUGUCGGUAAUCCUUGUCUUUGCGGUCCAAUAAUUAAUAAGAGCUGCACUAAUGCGCCGAUACUACCCUCAUCACCAUCUAAUGGAGAAGAAGGAGAAGAAUCCGCAGUUGACCUGGUGGCAUUUUACUGGAGUUUUGGUGGAUCAUAUUGCGUGGUCAUAUUGGGGUUAUUGGUCAUCCUUUUGAUCAAUCCACAUUGGCGUAUGGCAUGGUUUUAUUUUGUUGACAAGUGCAUUGAUAUGUGUUUCUAUUGGUUUUCGAAAUAUAUAUCCUGCUAGGCUGUAAUACAGUAACAGACUUGUUCGUGCGUAUCUUGAAUAAUGUUUUUCCUUUCGUUGUAUUUUGGU